UGCGUGCCCUUGAGAGCCAUGCUGCGAAUGUUUAUACUAUGGAGAUUUUCAAGGAAGUCAGAGAUGAAAUAGUGAAGGCUGGAUCAUUGAUUGUUAAGGAAAAGUUAAUUCGCAACGGAUUUAAGACUUAUCGAUUUACAAAAUAUUGUUGUGAUAACUAUGACGUAGAGGUUGUGUAUGAUGGUGAAACACUUCAAUGUGAGUGUAGGUUAUGGGAUUCUCAUGGGAUUCCAUGUUCUCAUAUGUUUGGUGUCAUGAAGGAAGAACAUGUUAGUCUCAUUCCCACCGGUUUGAUUUUGUCGAGAUGGACGAAGGAUGCAAAAAUUCAGUACUUGAACGUGAAUUGUAAUGGUUCUGAUGAUUCUAAAAUGAUUGAGCUAGCUCGGUUUGGUGCAUAUUGUUCUGCAUUUACUGCCUUUUGCAAUGAAGCUUCAAAAAGGGAAGGUGUUUAUGGGGAAAUAAUGGGUGACAUUCUGAAGUUACACAAAAAGUAUUGCAGUACGGACGAUCCUAUUUUGGCAUCGAACUCAGUUGUAGGUGAUCCAAAUAUUGUGAAUAGCAAAGGUGCUCCAAAGAAAAGAAAGAAUGACAUAAAAUCUAUUAGGCGAUGUUCUAAAUGCAACAGUAGAACUCAUAAUGCAAGGAGUUGUUCGGUUGCGGAAAACGCGCCAUCUGAACAAAAUGUUGGUAUGACGUCGCGGCCAGUAACUGAUUCAUUCAGCCAGGUUGUGAAGAACAAGAAUGGAAAAAGAGGUCGCAUUGGUGGAAGUAGUGUGCAAAAUAAAUGUACAGAACCACCGAACUCUCGUGGCGCGAAUGUGACAGCGACUUCUCGUGCGGAAGUUGGAAGCACAAGCAUACCCAUGCCUGCAAUGUAUGGAUUGCAACCCGUGUUGCCAGCGGUACAACCGAUGUUGCAUCCAAUGCAUGUACAACCGUUAAUCCCACUAUAUCCAACGACAGUUGCGGAAAAUUCGGGUUCGUGUUUCGGUAGGCCACAACGACUGAUGAACAAUGGUGGUACUUGAACGAGCAAAUAAGUAGCUGUAAUUUGACCAGGCAUGACUUUGGAGGUGAUUUUUAGUGGUAUGACAAGGUUUAGGUUAGAAUACAUGCAUCUAUAUAGGUUUUUUGUGUCAUAGCAUAUAGUUUGUAAGUUCAGUGGAGUCAAAUCAACACUGAUACAGUUUAUAUGUUCUACUGUCAGUCACCUAAUUCUAUGAGUGCAGUAGUGGUUAUAUUACCAUCAUGCAUUAAUAUUUUUUUUCACCUAAAGUUAAUGCCAUUGAAUGAGGUUUAGGUUAGGUGUAACUAUACCUAUAUAAUUUUUCCAAUAUAUAUAGUAGUAGUACCACCAAGAGAGGAAAAAAUAACA
Vicia villosa (hairy vetch) is the source of this 1375-nucleotide messenger RNA. Its product is annotated as protein FAR-RED ELONGATED HYPOCOTYL 3-like. Gene Ontology annotation, molecular function: zinc ion binding. The record is from RefSeq and is a predicted model, not a curated record. Lineage: Eukaryota; Viridiplantae; Streptophyta; Magnoliopsida; Fabales; Fabaceae. The coding region runs from base 39 to 1028 and encodes 329 amino acids. The transcript is spliced from 3 exons.